AUGAUUUCAAGAAGUAAAUUAGCACUGAGGCAGUCAUCUGUAGCCAAAAGAGCGCUCACUGGCGCUUCGAAGAGAUCUCUCUCUGUCACGCCACGCCUGUGUACUUUCAAGUCGGAUCUCAGCCAUCGUGAUCAAUUGCUUCAUUUAUUAUCAAAUAUCAGCUCCAGACAAGAAAUCGAGCGCUACUUGCGCGUCUUCUCGUCUACAACCAACAAAAACUUUGCAGUAAUUAAGGUUGGUGGUGCUAUCACCACGUCUCCAGACCUCAUUCACUCUCUCGCUGUCCUACACAAACUCGGCCUUCACCCCGUCGUCCUUCACGGCGCUGGUCCACAGCUCAAUCAGAAGCUUGAGGAUGCAGGCGUUGUACCUGACUACAUUGACGGCAUUAGAAUUACUGACCCUAAAACUCUCCAAAUCGCCCGUGAAACGUUCUUGGAAGAGAAUUUACGUAUGUGUGAUGAGCUCGAGAAGCUCGGUUCAAGAGCACGUCCAAUUCCAGCAGGUGUCUUUACCGCCUCCUACCUCGACAAGGACAAGUAUGGGUAUGUCGGCAAGAUCGACAAGGUCAACAAGGAGCCAAUCGAGGCUGCAAUCAAAGCUGGUUACCUUCCAAUCUUGACUUCAAUUGCUGAGACGGCAGACGGUCAACUUCUCAACGUGAAUGCUGAUGUCGCUGCUGGUGAGCUCUCAAAGUCUCUCGAACCUCUCAAGAUUGUCUACUUGAACGAGAAGGGUGGUAUUUUCCAUGGCGUGUCCAACGAACUCCUCGAAACUAUUAACUUGGAUGAGGAGUAUGAUGGUCUCAUGAAAGAAGAAUGGGUUCGUUACGGUACCAAACUUAAGUUGCGCGAAAUCAAAGAUCUCCUUGAUCACCUCCCACGCUCGUCCUCUGUUGCUAUCAUCUCAGCCGACCAGCUCCAAAAGGAAUUAUUCACUGACUCCGGUGCUGGUACCCUUAUCAGAAGAGGUUAUAAGCUCUUCAAGAGCUCCUCCAUUGAAGAGGUCGGCACUGAAAAACUCCGUAAGGUUCUCGAGGAGCGUGAACCUGAAAUUAAGUCUGGUUUGAAAACCGCUUCCGAAUUCUUUGCCGACUUGAAGCAACACCCAUACACCAUUUACGGUGAUGAGCCACAAGACGUCGUUGCUAUUGUUUCUCACCCAGAAGGUGAAGUGCCAGUGCUGAGGGCAUUUUUGCCAUCUACAAACGGUGUAUUAAACAAUGUCGUCGAAAACGUCUGGGCACAGCUGCGCAAGAACUACCGUAAGCUCUUCUGGGCUGCUCGUGCAGACGAUGAAUUGCGUGCAUGGCACUUUGAGAAGGCUGAUGGCUCAUUCACUCGUGCUGGCGGAUCAUUGUUCUGGUACGGAGCUCAGUCUAUUUCGGAAGUUGAGCAGACUGUCAAAGAAUUUGAAAACAAAGGCCGUAUUGAGCGCUCAUUCCUGCCAGUGGGCCCACCACCGGCUAGUCGCAGAACACUCAUGACCUCCGCCCGCCCAUCAGUCACCCAAGCUGUAGCAAUGCAGAUGAAGGCCAGAAGAGGUUACGCAACUGAAGCACCAAAGUCUAAGAAAGUUGCUUUGAUUGGCGCUCGUGGCUACACGGGUCAAAACCUCGUCUCAUUGCUCAAUGCUCACCCAAAUAUCGACUUGGUGGCCGUUUCAUCCCGUGAACUUGCAGGAAAGUCUCUGCAGGGCUACGACAAGUCCAACGUCCAAUACGAAGCUUUAGGCCCUAAGGAAUGUGCGGAGAUGGAAAGAAGGGCUGAUGUAGAUGCGUUUAUAAUGGCCCUACCAAAUGGUGUAUGCAAGCCAUUUGUCGAUGCCAUCACUUCGGCUAGGGAGGCACGCGAAGGCAAGGGUAGUGUUAUUGUUGACUUAUCAGCAGACAUGCGUUUCGAAGACAGUUGGACUUACGGUUUACCUGAGUUAUACGGUCGUGAUGAGAUAAAGCAAUCUACGCUUAUCUCCAACCCAGGAUGUUACGCUACCAACACUCAGCUCCUGCUCGCGCCACUCCUGCCAUACCUCAAGCAAGGCAACCAGCCAACGGUGUUUGGUAUGAGUGGAUAUUCGGGCGCAGGUACAAAGACGGGCGAGAAAGACAGUAAUGGUGUUCCAGUGACGCUCCCAAAGAUGGACGAUGUAGCAUUGGGAGGAGCAUGCAAACCAUAUGCUCUCACUGACCACAUCCACGAACGCGAGGCUGGAUUUCACUUGUCCAAGUUGGGUGCUGGUGGUAUCAAUGUAGCGUUUACCCCAAUUGUCGGACCAUGGUUCCAAGGAAUUGUCAGUGUGGCAUCCCUUCCCCUCGAACGCGACCUGAGAGCCUCGGACGUGCGCAAGCUCUACGAAGAUAGAUAUCAGAACGAGAAGCUGAUAAAAUUCAUUAAUGAGGUACCUACUAUCCCUGACAUCGCUGGCAGGCACGGCUGGAUUGGCGGUGGUGUUCAAGUACACUCUAAAGGCGAGCGUGUAGUCGUCGUCGGUGCUCUCGACAACCUCCUCAAGGGCGCCGCUACCCAAUGCAUGCAGAACCUCAACAUUGCACUUGGAUUGGAUGAGUAUGCUUCCAUCCCUCUUUAG
Wallemia ichthyophaga EXF-994 is the source of this 2586-nucleotide messenger RNA. RefSeq lists its product as uncharacterized. Gene Ontology annotation, molecular function: NAD binding; acetylglutamate kinase activity; arginine binding. Lineage: Eukaryota; Fungi; Basidiomycota; Wallemiomycetes; Wallemiales; Wallemiaceae. Gene Ontology annotation, cellular component: cytoplasm; mitochondrion; mitochondrial matrix. Gene Ontology annotation, biological process: L-arginine biosynthetic process. Bases 1 to 2586 code for a protein of 861 amino acids. The record is from RefSeq and is a predicted model, not a curated record. The transcript is spliced from 4 exons.